UCCGAACAGCGCGAGGUGCGCCGUGCCCGGAGGCAGCGCCGCGCGGAGCAGCCGGUACCGCGCCCAGGGCGGAGCAGGAGCGGGGCGAGGCACAGCGCGGCUCGGCUCGACGCGGCCGUGGAGUCGGGGCUCGCCGAGCGGCGGGCCGCCAUGAGCUUCCUCAGCCUGCAGCCGACGGCGCCGCCGCGGCGGGUCUCGGCCCGACGGGCGGCCGCCCCGAUCCGGCAGAAGCUGCUGUUCCACAGCGGGCACAGCGACUGCGAGGAGGAGGACGAAGACGAGGAGGAGGAGGAGGGCGGCAGCAGCGGCAACAGCACGGGCGAGGACUCGGCCUUCCAGGAGGCGGACUCGCCGCUCUCGGUGGCCCGCACCCCGGCGCGGGGCGGCCCGCCCCUGCUGGAGGAGGAGGAGGAGGAGAUGAUGGAGCCCGCGGCCGCGCCGCUGCCGGACGAGGGGGACUCGUGGGAGGAGGAAGGCUUCGGCUCCUCGCCCGUCAAGUCGCCCGGCGCCUACUUCAUGGCCGGCUCGCCCUCGCCGCCGCCGCCCCACAAGGGCCGCCGCUCCGGCGCGCGCUCCCCCCCGCAUCCGGCGGCGGGCGGCUGCCGCCUGCGUGGCGACGAGCCCGGUUCGCCGCUGCCCGACUACCCCGGCACGCCGCCGCACAAGACGUUCCGCAAGCUGCGCCUCUUCGACACGCCGCACACGCCGAAGAGUUUGCUUUCUAAAGCCCAAGGACUGGGCUCCAGCUCAGUCAAACUUCGAGGAGGCUCUCUAUUUAUGAACGUUGGGAGGUCAGAAAAGCAAGACUCAGAUAUUAGACAAACACCUCACGUGAAUAUUAAUCCCUUCACUCCCGAUUCCAUGUUCCUUCACAACUCCGAAGGGCAGUGUCGAAGGAGGAAGAGAACGCACUGGAAUGACUCUUGUGGAGAGGACAUGGAAGCAAGUGAUGGAGAGCCUGAGGACGAAGCUAUCAGACCUGCUAAGAGGAUCACAAUAACAGAAAGUAAUAUGAAGUCACGAUAUGCAACCGAAUUUCAUGAGCUGGAGAAGAUCGGAUCCGGUGAAUUUGGUUCUGUGUUUAAGUGUGUGAAGAGGCUUGAUGGAUGUAUUUAUGCUAUAAAAAGAUCCAAGAAGCCCUUAGCUGGCUCAGUGGAUGAGCAAAAUGCUUUAAGAGAGGUUUAUGCACACGCAGUUCUGGGGCAACAUUCUCACGUAGUAAGAUACUACUCUGCGUGGGCAGAAGAUGAUCAUAUGCUUAUACAGAAUGAAUACUGCAAUGGUGGCAGUUUAGCUGAUGCCAUAAGUGAGAAUUACAGGAACAUGCGUUAUUUUACUGAGCCAGAGCUGAAGGACCUACUGCUUCAGGUGGCUCGAGGCUUAAAGUACAUACAUUCAAUGUCACUGGUGCACAUGGAUAUCAAACCUAGUAACAUUUUCAUAUCCAGGACAUCGGUGCCAAAUACAACUUCAGAAGAAGGUGAUGAUGAUGAGUGGUCAUCUGAUAGAGUCAUAUUUAAAAUAGGUGACCUUGGUCAUGUAACUCGAGUAUCAAGUCCACAAGUGGAAGAAGGUGACAGCCGUUUCCUUGCGAACGAAGUCCUACAGGAGAACUACACUCAUUUGCCAAAAGCAGAUAUUUUUGCUCUUGCUCUAACCGUUGUCUGUGCUGCUGGGGCUGAACCUCUUCCAACUAACGGCGACCAAUGGCAUGAAAUCCGACAAGGAAAACUACCAAGAAUACCGCAAGUGCUUUCUCAAGAACUGCUGGAUUUACUAAAAGUUAUGAUCAACCCUGAUCCAGAGAAAAGACCUUCAGCUGUGGCGCUUGUCAAGCAUUCAGUGCUGCUGUCUGCCGCAAAGAAGAGCGCAGAGCAGCUGCGGAUAGAACUGAAUGCUGAAAAAUUCAAAAAUUCACUCUUGCAGAAAGAGCUGAAGAAGGCACAGAUGGCAAAGGCUGCAGCUGAAGAGAGAGCUCUGUUCACUGACAGAAUGACAACUAGAUCCACGACACAGAGUAGACCAUCUCGACUCAUUGGCAAGAAAAUGAACCGCUCAGUUAGUCUUACUAUAUACUGAAUUCUGAGGUCCAAAAGAACUACUGAGAAUGGCAAUAGCAUCUCUGCUGGACUGAAGCCUGAGGAUUUGAAGGGAACAUUCAAUUCCUGGUUUCUUGUCCUCUCUGGACAGUGUUGCUAGUUUUACAGGAAUUGCUUCUGGGUUUUUAAUUUCUACGAUAUGGCUGAGGAGCUGUAUUGGCCUUUGAGAUAAUGGACUCGGUUACUAUCUGUAGAGGAUCCUGGAUGUUAAUCCAUAAAUGUUUCAGUUACACUGUUAGAUGUCACAUUGUCCCAGGGUUAACCACUAUAGUGGUGUGCUGCUUUUUAGUGUUACAGCAUCGUAAUAAGUACUAUCCAUAAUGAUCUUUAAGAAGGAGGGAAGGGGACUUGCUGUGUUACUUGUUUUGGGAGCAGAGGGGAAUAGAUUUUGACAGACGGGCUUUAAGGCCACCUAUGCUCGGUGUACCUGAUGUCAGGUAGACUUCUAUUGUGAAUUUUAUUUGUAUAUUCAACUGGGAGCACUUUGUAGGCAUUGCAUAAACCACAGCUUAGAAACCUGUGGAAUUAAGUGCCAUGUGGAACUGCUGCUAUUUUAGUGUUUUGUCCUCGCUGUAAACUGUAGCAUUAAAACAAUCAUUCUUGUGUUAAUAGGCUUCUUGUUAAAACAAUUACACGAAUCAAAUCUAAGCUGCGUUUUAGUGAAGGCAGCAUUUUUCUCUUGAAGCUAGUGCAUUGUGAAAUAAUGCACCAAUUUAAUACUUGGACUCUGUAUUAGUGUAGUGCAAUUGUUAAUGUCUUGGCUAUUGAUGUUCUGUAAUCCUUUCUAAUAAGGUUCUCUAAAUGUUGGUAUUUUCUUCAGUUUUUCAUUCUUGAGGCUCUUGUAUAUUUUUUAAUGUUGAAAUACCUGUAAAUAAUUGUUUAGUGUAAGUGUUCAGGUUGUUCUUCAUUGUUUAUGUACAUAAGUUUAACUGUGCAUAUAGCAUACUCUAGUAAAAAUGCAGUCUGGGAUGCCAACAGAAAAGUUUUAACUAUUCAGUUUUAAGUUCCCAAACAAACAGAAUGUGGCCAUUGAAACUUGUACUGAUGUUGGCUUUAGGUUAACAGAUGUUACUAAAAAAUAGAACUGUUCUAGUAACUGGCUUGUUUCUUCAUUAAUUUUAGUGUACACAGUGUUUCUCCCAUUUGUGCUCUGUUUGUUUUUACUAGUGUUGAAUUUGAAUAUUAAAGUUACAAGUUGUGUUUA
Molecule: messenger RNA, 3303 nt
Organism: Phasianus colchicus (ring-necked pheasant)
Lineage: Eukaryota; Metazoa; Chordata; Aves; Galliformes; Phasianidae
Gene: WEE1
Product: WEE1 G2 checkpoint kinase
Biological process (GO): protein phosphorylation; mitotic cell cycle
Cellular component (GO): cytoplasm; nucleus
Molecular function (GO): non-membrane spanning protein tyrosine kinase activity; magnesium ion binding; ATP binding
Source: RefSeq, a predicted model, not a curated record